AUGUAUGAGUUAUUUCUCACGACGCUUGUGGACGACGACGAUAUUCAGGCAGCAUGCUCAGUCUUGGGUGGCCUUUGCGCCAUGCCUGCGUGGCAGAGCCUCCAUCGCGUCCUCUACUUCAAAGGUCCUGCUAAGCCUGGCGGUAUUUCGAACCAAAACUCAAUCGCGAAGACUCCCCGCAAGGAUAUCCAGAUCUUGUGGAAGGAGUUACAUCAGCAGCUCAGCCGUCAGUCCUACAUCAUCCAAGCGCGGUAUGAGGUCUCCAAGGACAAGGACUUCGGCCCGACCGCUCCGGAAGUGGACUUCAACACUCGCCCGGGUACUCUCCGUUGGACCGAUUUCCCUGAUCCUCCCCAGGUUCGGUCGUCAGUUACACAGCGCAAGAAGACAGAGAUUUGGGAUCAGCGAAACCUUCCCUCGGUCAUGAAGGACAACAAUUACCAAUUCAAGAGUGAGGCGAUUGAGGAGACGUAUCAGUUUUUCAGAGACGAGGUUGAGUUUUGUCUCUCGAGACACUACAUUCUUCAAAUGAACGGGGAUGGCGCUCCUCUAACGCAACUUGCACCAUGGGAGACAUUCGCGCCCGCCGAUCCAGGACGGCGCUGGAUGUUCCUUAUCAAAGUCCAUGUCCAUCAGGACAACAAACCAGAUGAGAUUCUCAAGGCACAUGAGCACUUGGCUAGCAUUCGACGCGAGCUUGAAGGUGUCUUUGACUUCAAAACGUUCGACAGACGUAUCCAUGAUACCAGAGUAGCAGUUGAGAUGCGGAAUGCACCGGCACCCCUACCUCAGGUCAUGACUGUUACCGACCAGCGGUAG
Messenger RNA from Colletotrichum truncatum, 819 nucleotides. RefSeq names its product RNA polymerase ii mediator complex subunit. Gene Ontology annotation, biological process: termination of RNA polymerase II transcription; regulation of transcription by RNA polymerase II. Gene Ontology annotation, molecular function: transcription coregulator activity. The record is from RefSeq and is a predicted model, not a curated record. Gene Ontology annotation, cellular component: mediator complex; core mediator complex. NCBI's taxonomy places the organism in Eukaryota, Fungi, Ascomycota, Sordariomycetes, Glomerellales, Glomerellaceae.